GGGAGGGCGAAUGCUCGGAAGCUCUCUUCCACUCUUACUUUCCUCUCGUUACUCUGUCUCCCCCCCUUUUUCCUCUCUGUCUUCUGCACAGCAUUGUGCCGUCUAUAAGAUAAACCAGGGACAACACAUUCUGACUCAGACGAUAAGAUGAAGUCCGGCUUGGUUUUUCACGUCACCUGUGUGACCCUGCUCUCACUGUGGUUUAGUGUGUGUCACUCCACUCCUCUGUUCUACAACAUAUCCAUGGACGGCAGUGGUGAUGAAGCAGAGCUGGAGCUCCUUUUCCCAACUUCCUUUUCCACCCGAGCACCAGUUCACAUCACCACUGCUACUGGAACUCCCACCCUCACCAACACCAUCACCACCACCAUGAUCCGUCUGAAGGACUUCGUCCUGAGCCGAGUAGUGGACUUCCUGCAGGAGAAUUUGCUCAUUAUCAUCGUCGUGACCUCUCUUCUCAUCGUCAUGGUCUUCAUCAUCUGCUGUGCCUCUGCCAUGAGUCAUAAGCGCAAGCUGGAGGCCUACAAGCCCCUUCCUCAUCCCCCCAGGAAGUACAUGGCAGAUAAAACUAGUGGACGCAAGAAUUCCAGCGAGCUCCAGGAGAGGUCGUAUGCUGUCGACCAUGUCAAGAGGGUCCAGACUCAGAGCAUGGCCUCCCCUAAGCACCUGCGCAUGCCCUCCAAGGCUCUGGUGGGAGAGAGAGGGAGAGAUGUCAAGUCGUCACCUCGUCAGGAGGUCAGAAAGGUCAGGCAGGCAGAGGAGGUGGAAAAGCGGAGAGAGGAGCCCAAGCACAAGGAGCAGCCGAAGCACAGGGAGGAGGUGCAGCAGAGCUCCAGCCCCAGCACCAGCUCCAGUCAGCCGGUCUGCACUUGCCAUCUGAAAAAGGCCCACCACUAGGCCAUGAUCAAGGAUCUUGAUGUCAACAGAGGUGAAAUGCUUAAGAAAAAUGAAGACAGAUUGGUUAUUCUGCACACAUAGACAAGACUUGUUUUAAUUAGAAAGAGCUUUUUACAGAGGAAAAUGUAUUUAAGUGGGGCUCAUGCCUCAAAUGUAAAAAUCAUCCAUCUUUGAAACACAAAAAUCUAAAGAUUUAUAGAAUUAUGUUGUGAUUAGAUGGCCAACAACUGAUUCCAGGAGAUGUGGGCAAAGAUUGAUUUGAUGAAGUGUUCAGUCCCUUGAUUUUAUCAGUGAUUAUAAUAUCACCAGUUCACAACAGCCUGUUAUCAAAGUGUUGCGCCAUUGAGGUUGCUUCCCUUCAUGAAAUAAAAAGAUUUUCUUAUCUUAUGGAUAAGAUUUUCUUAAGGAGGAAGGCAAGAAAAAAGUAGUAUUUUAAAAACCAAUAAGAAUGGAUUUGAAUUUGAUUGCCAAAUUGAAAUAGUAAGUGUUCAUGUGUUUUAAAUACAGAGAUAUAUUUACUCCAUAUGCCUGCCAAGACAGAGGAAUCUCCUCAGUCUGUCCUGCUGUACGCCACGACAUCUUUUUCAGCAGCUAAGAGCCUUGGCUGAAUCAGUCUGUCAUUUAGAGAAAAAUCUUUGGUGCUGUAAAUAAAGCAAAGUCAGAUGCCAGUAAAAACGACUUGUUGGACUUGAUUUAAAAAAACAACAAAAAAAACAUUCUCUUUAUAUUUACAUUAAUAUUUACCUAAUUUUGUUUGCCUAAUGUUAUUUUAUGUCGUAUCACAUUAUAUUUUACUGUAAGAAACUAUUUCACAAAGCUUUAUAUCCAAAAGUACAAUUUGCAACUGUGUUACUUCUGGGUAGCUGAAGUAAAAACACAUAUUUAUCUAAUAUCUGUUUGUCAACAUAUUAUUUGGUUGAUAAUUCUAAACUGCCUUUAACUGGCAUAUACAUUAAAAAGCAGGCUUUUUUUGGUAUAAAAUUUUGUGAAUAAGGGUUUGACUUUUUUCAGUAAGUAAUAUUUCUGUAUAAGAUAAAUUAUGGUUUUUAUGGUUUUAUGUAAUGAGUCAAGAACUUGAGUACAGGGAUAGAUAGCUGGUUUGUUUUGCUGGUAUAAUAGGUUUAAGUCUGAUUUGUGGUAGCUAACAAAGUAUUUAAAAAUCAAAAAUAUUUAAAUGUGUCACAGUUACCUGAUUUUAGUUGAUUAAAAUAUCAGAUUGUACUGGAGAAGGUAACUCCAGAAACUCUCCAACUCACUGUCCCCUUACUUAAGUUAAUGAUUCUAAUGAUUAGCGUGUGGUAUACAUUUUGUUUGAUUUAAGGGCCAGAAUUUUUUCACAUUUAAAAACUCUUUUCCACUAAACCUCAGAUUUGAUUUUUGGCCUCAGAUGUUUCCAGACAGAUGCUUCCUCUGUAAGUGACAGUUUUAUUGUUUACAAAAUGGUCAUUUUUGUUUUUUCCU
Molecule: messenger RNA, 2358 nt
Organism: Toxotes jaculatrix (banded archerfish)
Lineage: Eukaryota; Metazoa; Chordata; Actinopteri; Toxotidae
Gene: tmem119a
Product: transmembrane protein 119a
Exons: 2
Coding region: 148-897 (249 amino acids)
Biological process (GO): ossification; positive regulation of osteoblast differentiation; positive regulation of osteoblast proliferation
Cellular component (GO): plasma membrane
Source: RefSeq, a predicted model, not a curated record